This is a messenger RNA of Argentina anserina (silverweed cinquefoil), 1530 nucleotides long. RefSeq lists its product as uncharacterized. The transcript is spliced from 6 exons. Bases 179 to 1321 code for a protein of 380 amino acids. NCBI's taxonomy places the organism in Eukaryota, Viridiplantae, Streptophyta, Magnoliopsida, Rosales, Rosaceae. The record is from RefSeq and is a predicted model, not a curated record.
UUCUUCCCCCAAAAUCACAAACCCUAAAUUCUCUCUCUCUCUCUCUGUAUAUUUUCCAAUUUCGAAUCUCAAAUCACAGCUCAGUUUGGUUUAAUUGAGCUUACUCUAUGAUCCGAUUCAAUUAAUUUAUUCACCGGUAAUUUUGGUCAAUUUUUUUGUGUGUUUCGAGUCAAAAUCCAUGGGGGCGGUGACGUCAUCGAUGGCGGCGAAGUUCGCGUUCUUCCCGCCGCAGCCGCCGUCGUACGGGGUGGAGGAGGAGGAGGAGGGCGGGAAGCUGAGGAUGACGGGGGUGCCGGCGAGGGCGAACGUGGACGUGUUGAAGCUGAGGACGAAGAGAGGGAACGACGUCGUCGCCGUUUACUUCAAGAACCCGGCGGCCAAGCUCACGGUGCUGCACUCGCACGGCAACGCGGCUGAUCUGGGCCAGAUGUAUGAGCUCUUCAGCGAGCUCAGUCUUCACCUUAGGGUCAACUUGUUAGGGUAUGAUUAUUCUGGGUAUGGACAAUCUACUGGGAAGCCAAGUGAGCAGAACACUUAUGCAGACAUAGAAGCUGCGUAUAGGUGUCUUGUAGAGAAGUAUGGUUCAAAGGAGGAGGAUGUAAUUUUAUACGGGCAAUCAGUUGGCAGUGGGCCUACUUUGGAUCUGGCUACUCGUUUACCAAAAUUGAGGGCGGUGGUUCUUCACAGCCCGAUCAUGUCUGGACUCCGAGUCAUGUAUCCGGUGAAGCGAUCAUACUGGUUUGACAUUUACAAGAAUAUCGACAAAAUACCAUUGGUCAAUUGUCCUGUGUUGGUUAUCCAUGGGACAGCUGAUGAUGUUGUGGAUUGGUCACAUGGCAAGCAACUUUGGGAACAAUGUAAGGAGAAGUACGAGCCAUUGUGGAUAAAAGGAGGGAACCAUUGUGACUUGGAGCUCUAUCCGCAGUACAUCAAGCAUCUGAAGAAGUUUGUGUCGGCCGUUGAGAAGUAUCCACGUCUUAAAAAGGGAUUUGCACCAAUUAUGGAUCAACCAGAAAAGCCCCGGGGAAGCACUGACAUCAGGGAGAAAUCUUGCUCCAACCCAGAUCAUAAAGAGAUUUCCAGAUCAAGUACUGACCAUAGAGAAAACCCUAGGGUAAGCACAGACUGCAGAGAAAAGUCAAGGGCUAGUACUGAUAAGAGAGAGAGAACGAAAAAGAUUAUGGAUCAUCCUGAAAAGUCAAGUAAUAGUGUGGAUCAGCCGGAGAAAGCAAGGAAUAGCAUUGACCGAUUCGGGGAGAUGUUCAGAUCAGUUGGCUUCUGCAAUAUCGAUUGUUUUAGGCCCACGGCGACCAGUGUAUGAGGGAUGAAAAUGUGUUCACAGUUUGAAUCUGUAUUUUACCCGUCUUCUAUUUAUUUGAUUGGUUAAUGGGGUUGUUUGAGUGAUAGUAGAAAUGUCAUUGUUUCUCAUACUUAGAGAGAGAAAAUAGGAAAGCUAGUAGACCAAACAAGUAUGUAUCCACUCAACUUAAAUUUCCAUUUCCAACUUAAUAAAUCUAACCCUUGCUCAUA